CUUUCACAGCCUUUAUGACGUCAGAUGUAUGAGAGAACACCUCUAUCAGUUCCUUAAAGCUGUAAAUAAGAAAAAAAACACGACACCGGGCGACAUGGAUUGCGUUUGGUGAUCAACCCAAUACCUUACUAUAAUUACCCAUGAUUCAUGUUACACAUGCAAGAUGGCGGACUUAGCGGUGGAAGUGUGUGGAGAAAAUGGUGCUUAUUACAAGGCUUAUGUGACCAACAUUCAUGAUGAUGAAGUGACAGUAGCAUUUGAAAAUGAUUGGCAGCCUGAAAGUAAAUUUCCGUUCCGAAGGGUCAGAUUUCCUCCACCCCCCUUAAAAGAAGGAGAAAAAUUAGAAUUAACUGAAGGACAAGAAGUUGAAGUGUACUCUAGGGCAAAUGAACAAGAAGCAUGUGGUUGGUGGAGAGCAGUUGUGAAAAUGACUAAAGGAGAUUUUCAUGUUGUGGAGUACCUUGGGUGGGAAACCACCUAUACAGAAAUUGUUCCUAGUGAUAGGCUACGAAACAAAAAUGCCAACCCACCAGUCACAAAGGGCUCAUUUCAUAAGUUUGAAAUGGAUGUACCUGAAGACAUUCAAGAGUACUCCAAAGUAGAAAAUGCCCAUAAGGAGUACAAGAAAGCUAUUGGUGCUGACAUUGUUAGGUUUAAUCCAGAAAAAAAUGUUUUAGUGAUUAUUGGAAGAUCAGAGGACACAAGGAAAAGAGCAAGUUUGUUAAUAGAAAUGCAUUUUCGAAACUUAAGACAGAAAGUACUUUUAGUCCAUAGAACUGAAGAAGCUGCUCGACAGUUAGAGAACACAAAACUACAUUCUACCUCUGGGUACGUGGAAGAGUUUACGGUUAGAGAUGAUUUAAUGGGUUUGGCUAUUGGAGCUCAUGGGGCCAACAUACAGAAUGCACGUAAACUGGAUGGCAUCACAGGCAUUGAUUUGGAAGAAUCUACUUGUACCUUUAAAAUAUAUGGAGAGACAGAAGAAGCAGUGAGAAAAGCUAGAAGUAUCUUGGAGUAUUCAGAAGAGUCAAUUUUAGUAUCCAGAGUCUUAGUUGGGAAAGUGAUAGGAAAAAAUGGGCGUAUAAUUCAAGAAAUAGUGGAUAAGUCGGGAAUAGUAAGAGUGAAGAUAGAGGGAGACAAUGAAAAUCAGGCUCCUCAGGAAGAGGUUCCAUUUGUUUUUGUAGGAACUGUUGAGAGCAUUACAAAUGCUAAAAUUCUUCUAGAAUAUCACUUAGCCCAUUUGAGGGAGGUUGAAAAACUACGUCAAGAAAAACAAGAAAUUGACCAGCAACUUAGGUCUCAGAUGGGCAGCAUUUUGAAUUUUCCAUUACCACGACGUGGUGGGCCUGACAAGGGAUACAAUUCUGACAUGGAUGUUGGUAGAGGAAGAGGAGGAGGACCACCAAGAGGUCGUGGAAGAGGUGGAGGAUCAGGACAGGGGCCUGGUCGCAAAUGGGCAGGAGAUUCUCGCUACAACAAUAGUACUGGUACUCAUCCUGCAACUCUCAUUGACUACAUCCCUAAUGACAAGAGAAGUGGCACAACCACAAAUCACAAUUCCCAAAGGGGGGGACCUGCAAGUGGCUAUAGAGGAGGAGCAAGGGGAGGAAACAGAGGAAACACAAUUAGAAAAUAAAAAUUAUCCUAAAGUGACUAUUUGAUUGACCAAAAACUUUGACCUGGCAUUGACAACUUCAACAAAGAAAACAAAAUUAUAACAUUCAGCAGUCUAGAUUAUUUCUGCUGUUAUAUCUCGAUUAUUGAAAUCCAACAGAUUUUUUUGUUUGGUUAAUCCUGUUUCUUCUUCUUGUUCAGUAGGUGUUGCAUACCAAAUUUUUUGCUGUUAGUAAAGGAAUUAAGUAGUAUAUCUUGAGGUUUUAUGAACUUCUCUAACUUAGUUAAUUUAAUUAAAAGGUUGAACUUCUUGAUGGUUGUAUCCAGUAUUUGUUUUCCCACAAAGUAUUGGGCUCAAUUUAAUUAACAUUUAAUUUGUGGUCUUGUUGUAAAGUACAGUAAUCCUAAAAAUCUGAGAAAAAGGGAGUAACUUAGGUUUAUAGAAUAUUCAAUUCCCUUUUUAAUUUUUGAAAUGAAUCUUACUUAUUUUAUUUAGUUAUUUCCCUCUGGUGAGCAGCACAUGGUUCUCAUGAUGAUCAUGGUAAUGGAUAAGAACCAGUUAACUGAGCUGCAUCUUUGUUAAUUUCCUGUAUUUUAUCGUAAGUAUGUGCAGUGACUAUGUCUAGACAAAGCCUGGGAAAGAACAUCUCACUGGAAUGAACCAGAGAGUUCCAUGCUCUUAAAGCUUUGCAAAUAGUUAUUCACUGAGAACUUAGUUUUUGGAGAAGUCUCAGUUUUCCUACUGAUAUAAAUAAUGUGUGAUUGAAGGACCUGACCAAAAAGUUUUUUGGGAUUUCUUUCAGAAAAAUUAAGAAUGUAUAGUAUACAGAAUUGUGUUGGGCAACUAUUUUGUGUGGACAGAUGGCUUAAAUCCAAACAUAUGGAGGGUGGAUGCCUUUUCAAAGGAUGUGCAACACUAUAAUUAUUGUUGCUAAAAAAAAUAUAAAAGUCACAAAAUAUAAUAAAACCUAUACUGAUUGCAUUGUUUACACAAAUGUGUGUAGAUAACAGUUUACUUAAAACUGAAGAUCCUUAUGCUUGAUAUUUGAGACACUUGGGACUUGUAUGACAAAUACCAUCUUUUUUCAAUAAAUGCAUAGAGUUUGAGAUCACAGCUUAUUAAUACCAGUUUCUAUAUCAAAAAUAUUCUUUGACAUUGAAUGUUUUAACAGAAGUUUAUUGAAUUACCUAUUGAGUUACCAAUUUAAUGAAAUGGCAUUAUGCAUAUUAAUGUAUUCUAUUAAUGUUCUGCAGCAAAUCCAAAGUCUUAAAUAUGAAAUCACAAGUCAUCUGUUAUAAAACAGUUAGAAGUUAUUUUAUUACAUGAGAUAAGACUUCUGUAUGAAUAUUUUCCUUUUGAACAGCAUGCAUAAAUGUGUGUGUUAGUAAUUUUUGGAGUAUUAUUCAAUAUACAAGUUGAUGAAAAGCUAAUCAUUUCAUCUAAUUUUGUUUGACGUACAACUGUAACCAAUUCUUCAUUUAAAGUUACCUGGAACUGAUAAUGUAACCUUACUGAAAACAUCAGUAUAGGCAUGAGAAUUGUUUAAAAAAAAACGAUUGUAAUACGAGAAAUACUACAGGAUUAUUCGUUACAAAAUCUUUAAUCCCACAUUGUAGAUUGGUAAUUGAAGGUAUCUGGAAAUACUUAUCUGUAAAAGUAACUCUUGAAUUAAUUUUUGCCUAAACUCUUAUAUUGUAAAAGGUUUUAAAAGACACAGAAGCUAAUGUUUUUUCCCUUAAAAAACAGGGUAAGGUUGUUUUAUGUAACCUUAAAAAAUUUCCUGUGUUAUCAAGGCUAUGACAAAUUAUUGUCAUUAACAAAUACAUUUUCAAGAUCUUGAAAUGUCUUAUUAUGAACAAUCUGUGUGGCUCACUAACCAUAUUCUAAGCCUAGUAUUUGAGUACCAUCAUUGUGCUUGUUGUUAAGAGCUGCUGUUGGGUUUGUGUGCCAUCUGUACUCGAACUAGCAAAGCUUGAUCAUGUCCAAUGUUGAUGAAAUCAAUUCGACUAACUUACCAUUUAGUAUCACAUUGAUGGUACUUGUUCCAUCAGAAAUUUUUCAUGUCGUUGUUGGUUAAUUUAGCAAUGACUUGUUAUCCUGGAGAUUGAAAACAAUCCAUUGCUUACUCCCGGGUUGAGUGAGCCAAGCAGACAAGAAAGGGUCUCGUGACCAGUUUGGGCCACAUCAUUGUAUUUUAUGAUUCUGAAGAUUUUGAUUAUUUUUACAUUCUCCCAUGGCUUCUCAUUUAUACACAUUCAGUUCAUUUUUUGUAUUGAGAGGUAAUGUUCCUCAUGUUGUAAUAAAGCUACCAAGUUUGGAAAAUCUCCA
Limulus polyphemus (Atlantic horseshoe crab) is the source of this 3943-nucleotide messenger RNA. RefSeq names its product synaptic functional regulator FMR1-like. Gene Ontology annotation, cellular component: membrane; nucleus; dendritic spine. Lineage: Eukaryota; Metazoa; Arthropoda; Merostomata; Xiphosura; Limulidae. The record is from RefSeq and is a predicted model, not a curated record. The coding region runs from base 164 to 1636 and encodes 490 amino acids. The transcript has 13 exons. Gene Ontology annotation, molecular function: translation regulator activity; mRNA 3'-UTR binding; protein homodimerization activity. Gene Ontology annotation, biological process: regulation of mRNA stability; regulation of dendritic spine development; regulation of modification of synaptic structure.